CAAACGCCCAUUCUACGCCACCAACAAUAAAGAAAACAUAUAUAGCUGUUCCUUUGCUCAAUCCACCAUGCAUCGCCACGCUCUUUUUCCCCAAAUCUCUUUUCUGGUUCGAGCAAACGCCUGUUCUACACUGCAGUACCAAACGCGAAUAUCGAGCCGAAAAAGAGCAAGUCGAAGAAGAAAGAAUUGGAUGCUCAGUUAAGAACGAUCAUGAGUUUCCACUCAUUGUCUCUCCAGAACGGUGGGAAACAAGGUUGGCGUACGUUAAUGGGAACCGAAGAGCAAAGCGAGAACAGUAUCUUCGCGAUAAUCCAACAGUAUUGAAAAAUUUUGCGCUCAUCUGGAAGAUUACGGAUCAAGUCAAAGCUAUUCCGGUUGUGGCCGAGAAUAUGAAAGCAUGGAGCUCAGUUGUGGAAUUCAUGUGCGAGGAUUUGGAACUUCCAUAUCUUAUCAUUGAAGAAGCUAGAUAG
Messenger RNA from Ambispora gerdemannii, 470 nucleotides. The record is from the annotation of a GenBank genome assembly. Lineage: Eukaryota; Fungi; Glomeromycota; Glomeromycetes; Archaeosporales; Ambisporaceae.